This is a messenger RNA of Prunus mume (Japanese apricot), 2106 nucleotides long. The record is from RefSeq and is a predicted model, not a curated record. Lineage: Eukaryota; Viridiplantae; Streptophyta; Magnoliopsida; Rosales; Rosaceae.
CUGCAAUCUUAUCCUUCCCUACAAUUACUCUCUGCAGGUUCAGUCUGUUAUGUGUUUGAGCCUUUGAAAAGAUCUUUCUGUUAGGAUUUCUUUCCCAAGAACAGCAAACAAGGGAUGAAGAAGAAGAAAGCCCUAAACUUUACUCCUCAACUUCAAAAGUUCAAAUAGCAUUGCACCCCCCACAACACUUUCAAAUUAGAAACAAAAACUGUUCAUUUUUCUUGGAAAUCUUGGAAUAAAAAGAUAUGCAGUCUAAUUUUGACAUAUCAGAGAUUGGUAACCAGCAACACUCGAUGGAUACUAGUAAUUCUUGCUCACCAAUUUUGCCCAUUUUCAAUCAUCAGAAGCAAAACCACCACCACCAUUUUAAUCAACAACUUGAGCAGCCUGAGCCAUAUCAUAUCAGUCACCUUGUUCAUCCCACUCCCAUUACCCACGACUUGUUUCAACGCCAGCAUCUUCAAGCAUUGCAGCAGCAAGGAAGGUUGCACUGGCAGCUGGGUCCUGUAAAUUUCAAGCUUGGUCUCAAUGAGAACAGUGAAAAUGGAGAAAGUGCUCUGCUUGGCGCUGGUUUGUUUGAUGAUGAAAAUGGAGACGACCCUCGAUUGCUUCAGAGUCGAAUGCAUAACUUAGGAUUCAAAAGUUGGCAAACCCAUGAACCCAUGUGCUGGAAGCCUCUCGAUGCAGCAAUUCCCGAGACCAACAGAAAUCAGAAGGAAGCCAAUGAAGGAGAUAUAUGCAAGGACUUGGAGAACAAAUACAGGCUCUAUGGUGAGCUUGAAGCAAUCUAUAGCCUUGCAAAGAUGGGCGAGGCUAAUCAAACGGGCUCUGGCUCUGCACUCACUGGUGAAAACUCCCCUAAAAAUGUAGACUUGCCUGUGCCUAUUUGUGAUCCACAUGACCUCAAUGUUGCUCCAACUGCUCAAGUUAGGGUGGAUAAUGGGUCGGAAGCCUCCAUCGGAGAAGAGUCUUCGCCGAGGAAGAUUCAGAAGAGGAAGAGAAAGAGGACAAUGAAGAAACAAUUAAGUUCAGUGAUUAGCUUCUUUGAGAGCUUGGUGAAGCAGGUUAUGGAUCACCAAGAGAAUCUUCAUAAGAAGUAUUUGGAAGUGAUUGAAAGAAUGGAUAAAGAGAGGAGGGAGAGAGAAGCUGCAUGGAGAAGUCAAGAGGCUGAAAACCAUAAGAGAGAAGCCAUUGCCAAAGUCCAUGAACAGGCUCUGGCUUCAAGCAGAGAGGCACUCAUUGUUUCAUACAUUGAGAAAAUCACUGGCCAAAGAGUCAAUCUUCCUUCAAGGCAAGCCCCAUUGUUGUUGCAGCCUGAUAAUUUAAAUGAACCCCCAGUGGAGGAAUUGACACCCUUCAAAAUUGAUCACACAAAUAGCAGAUGGCCUCAAAGUGAAGUUAAGGCAUUGAUUCUAGUGCGAAGUAGUAUAGAAUCAAAGUUUCAGGAACCGGGGAUGAAAGGGCCUGUUUGGGAAGAGGUCAGUGCUUUAAUGGGUUCAAUGGGUUAUCAAAGGAGUGCCAAAAGGUGCAAACAAAAGUGGGAGAACAUCAACAAGUACUUUAGAAAAACCAAAGACAGUGCCAAAAAGCGUCCUCAUAAUUUCAAAACUUGCUCUUAUUUUAAUCAGUUGGAUCAGCUGUACUCAGGAACACCCAUCACCGCCCCUUCAUCUUCGUCUUCCUAUUAUUCUAGUAACCCUUCAGCUAGCAUGGAUGAUAACAUUCCAAAGCAAGGUUUUUCAGAUCUUUUGGAAGCCUUCGUUGCAGGGAGAGAGGCAGGAGUUGCACAUAAUCUGUCUAGUGGCAAUUUUGAAAUCUCUGAAAUGGGGUCCAAUAGGUUGGAUUUUGGUGGCAUUAUUGGUGGUAAGGUAGAAGAUGUGCAAGGAGACCUUGGGAAGGAGAAGGAAAACCGUGAGGAUGACGAGAACGUGGAUGAAACGGAAGAUACUGAUGAUGAUGAUUCUGAUGAAUGAGGUAGAGCGUGACCAUCAGACAGAACUAGAAAGGUACGUUAGAUUAUCACAGCCUGCAGUUCUUUUAUGAACCCAGGAACUGAAAAGUGUUUUCAGAUUCAUUGACGUUCAUUUAUUAUGCUAUUUGCUUGAG